AUGGCGCGUGUAUUUGUCGGGAAUUUACCCGAAGAUGUCCAUGAACGUGAUCUCUCGGAUAAGUUUGACCGUUAUGGUCGUAUUACAUGUGUUCGCAUUAAGAUUCCAACCCGUCCUCCACCUUUUGCUUUCAUUACAUACGAAAAUGAACAAGAUGCUAGUGACGCAGUGCGAGCAAUGAACAAUGCUUUAUUCGGUGGUAGUCGCCUCCGUGUCGAAAUGUCUCGAGGUGCUGAUACGGCUCGACCUCGUGGGACUCAAUAUCGUGUCAAAAUUUCAAAUUUACCCGAUACCAUCAGUUGGCAAGAUCUCAAGGAUUUUCUACGGGAAGGAGGAGAUGUCGUGCAUAGUGAUGUCGAUCGUCGUGGUAAUGGCACGGCUUCUUUUGCUACACAGGAGGAAAUGCGUCGUGCGAUUCGAAAAUUAGAUGGCAUGGAUUUGGAUGGCAAUCGUGUUCGGAUUCGAGAAGCUGAGACUGGAAGACGUUCCAUCUCGUCGUCACACUCGCGCUCGAAAUCUCCUCUUCGUCGACCGAAUCGUCGCCACUCGCCAUCUCGCUCACGUUCGAGGUCGCCACGUCGUCACAAUAGUAGUCGAAACAGUAGACGUGAUCGCGAUCGUUCCCGUUCCCGUUCCCGUUAA
Molecule: messenger RNA, 642 nt
Organism: Peronospora belbahrii
Lineage: Eukaryota; Oomycota; Peronosporomycetes; Peronosporales; Peronosporaceae
Source: the annotation of a GenBank genome assembly